AUGACAUUGAUGAAGGAACUUGCUUCUGGUUCCGAGGGGGCUGGUUCAAAACAUGAUGCAAGCUCCUCCUGGGUACCCGUAGACAACAAGCCUGAGGUAUACGAUUUUCGAGCGGCGGACGGUCAAGAUUCUAGUUACCAGUGCGAUCGUUGGAGUUGCACUCAUCGGACUGGCUCUAUGGGCCAAGCUCCGCAGGUGCCAAAAUCCCUCUACAGGGGUUUCCAACCAAAAGAGAAUGCCACUGACCUUGAUGCUACUGGGUUUUCGCACCCGCCCCUGGAGCCCAAGGAUUUGUCAGAUGCACAUGGGGUACGGCGUGAAGAAUUCGCCUGCACCGGCGGAGUUGCUCUCACAGUAGGCUCCAGUUGA
Molecule: messenger RNA, 369 nt
Organism: Paracoccidioides brasiliensis Pb18
Exons: 2
Coding region: 1-369 (122 amino acids)
Source: RefSeq, a predicted model, not a curated record